GAUUAGGCUUCCUUAAAAAGUCCCAUAUGUGAAGGGGCAUUGGGUCAUGAACUUUGUGCCCUCUCUUUUCUCGUCCACACUGCAUCAAGUCACUUGGGACUACUAGUCCACAAUGUCAGCAGCUCCAGCGUCUGCAGAGACAGACGAAAGUGUGAUUGAGACUUCUGUAGCCAACGCAGCCAAAACUCGUAAAUAUGGACGGCGGAUUCUCAACCAAUACGAAGUGUACGGGGAGAUCGGGCGAGGGAUGCAUGGUAUCGUUCGUCGUGGCAUUGACACCACUACUGGCGAGCAGGUCGCUAUCAAGAUGGUGAGACGUGUUCCUAAGCGCAAGAACUUAACGUCUGCUCUCCGUGCCAAUCGCGGGGGUGAUCCCAAGCUCGACUCUCAAGAGGCAAAGAUCAAACGCGAAGUUGCUAUCAUGAAGAAAUGCUCCCAUAAGCAUAUCGUCCGGUUACGUGAAGUCAUCGAUGAUGCUCUCAAUGAGAAAAUCUUUAUGGUUCUCGAGUACAUGGCGGGCGGUGAAGUUAAAUGGAGAACAAAGACUGAGCCGUCAAGGCCCGUCUUAUCCGUUAAACAUGCUCGUUCCAUUUUUAGGGGUGUUCUCCUUGGUUUGGAAUAUUUACAUCACCAAGGAAUCAUCCACCGUGACAUCAAGCCGGCCAACCUUCUUCUGGACCAAAAUGGCAUCGUCAAGAUUUCCGACUUUGGCGUCUCCCAUUACUCCCAUACUCUUCGUCUAGCAGCCGCUGACAAUGAGAGCGAGGAAGAGGAACGUGCCUUAUUCGAUGAAGCCGUGUUAAAGCAGACUGCGGGGAGUCCUGCCUUCUAUGCUCCAGAGCUGUGCUAUCGUGGCAACAUAAAGAAGAAAGACGAAGGGAAUGAUCUUACUUCUCGUGUAGAGGCUAUUUCUAUUGGCGGAGCAACUCCAAGCGAUGUCAUUACUCUCCCACCAAAGCCUACGAUCUCAAUGGCUGUUGAUGUCUGGGCUUUGGGCGUCACAUUGUUCUGCCUUCUGUUUGGGAAAACCCCCUUCGACGCACCUACCACGUUCCACCUCAUCCAGGUUAUCCCAGUCGAGGAUUACGUUGUGCCCGACACAAUGGGAGAAGAUAAAGUAUCAACUCACGAAGGGGAGGGUCUAGAAGUUAGGGAACUUAUCGCCUGGUUCUUGGAAAAAGAACCAGCUAAACGGAUCACGAUAAAAGAAGCAAAAGUGAGGUUCUUGCAGCCUUUCCUGUUCCUUUCUUAUGCCUUGAUUGUUUCUUUCUCUUUCCAGCUUGAUCCAUGGGUCCAGCGCGGGCUAGAGAACCACUCAGAAUGGCUCGAAAAGACUGCACCUGAACGGCGUGCUUUGGUGUCGGUUAGUGCACAAGAGGCUGAGGUUGCCAUCACUAAAAAAGAAAAGGGGCAUCGCUUUCGUAUCGCCUUUAAGAAGGUGAAGGGAAUUCUGCAGAAGGGCCAGCGUGAUUCACCCAAUGAAGCCGCUGAAAUGCUUGGCACCCCCCCUUCAAGCAAGUCCGGCCCUUCUGGAUACAAGAGCGCCCAUCAUGUAGCCCCAGCCCUUCGUAUCGAUACCUCCUCUAACACCAGUAGAGCUUCGUCGUCAACCUCAAGACAGCAAGGGUAUCGGCCAACUUCUGACCUGGGGUCCUCCUCUGAUGUUGUAUCAAGUCGUCUGGGGUCUCGUUCUCGUUCUCGGCUUCCAGGAACGGUGAACCGUCUCACUCCAAAUCAAUUGGAUGUACCACAGCAUACGCCUGCGUCGGUCGGGGAUUUGAUGACCCCGCGCUCCAGUUCUCCAGCUGGAAUUGGGGUGCAAUUUUAUGACCCUAGUCACGCGUUGUCCGCUUCAGCCAAAACUGAAACCCCGACGCAAGCGCGGCUCAGGUCUGAGAUAUCUCGUCCCCAUCCCCUCCAAACCUCACCCACACGCCAUCAGCCCGAAGGCUUUUCGCCUCAAACAUCGCCUCAAAGUCCUAAAAUCAUUCUUCCGCAACAACGUCGUUCUGUGGAUCCUGGAGAAAUGAUGUCCAUUUCACCUCCAAGGUCCGCAACUAAGCCUCGCAGUUCAUCUGCGUCUCUCCUUGCCACUCCACUUUUCAAUACUCAGCGCCUGCGGGGUCGGAGCUCCAAUGUAUCUGUCGUUUCGGCUGUGAGCGCCGCGGAUGAGCAGCCCUCCUCUUCUGUUGGCAGUGGCGGGAUGAGGAGCCUGUGGAAAAGCAUCACCGCAUGGAGGCAUCAACCAAAUACGGGACGGUCGCCAGCUGGUCAGCAUCAUUCUCAGCAAAGAGAUCCCCCGUCCACCGCAUCUUCGGAAUUAGAGCUGGAGUCUGGAUCCGAAGGAUUGAGGUCGCCUUUGAGCUCGUCGGCGGGAGGUGCUCGUACACCAUCUUCUACCGCACCGAGCAUGGCUCGAGGGCGGAUUCCCAAUCCUCAGUUUAGUAUGAGCCCUAUGUCUUCUGGUGCUCAUGGGGCCGUUCAAGCUCAAAUCGGUGACCGUAGGGUUGGUGUUUCGCCUCCUGUGGAGCAUGAGGCGGAUGCGGGAUAUGACGGUGAGGAUUGGGAGCCAGAUAACUGGAGUGAUGAUGAUUCUUUUGGAGACCCGAAUAACGCUGUAAGUAUGUUCGGCGCUGGGGGGCUACUUUCUGUCCAGAGUGGAGAACCGACAAGACGAUACGUCACACGUGGCGAAGGCGAAGAUGAAGCAUGGGAAAUGAGAUCGGGCGAAGAGGCUGCACCUUGUGAUCAACGACAAUCGGAUGAUCCGUUAGAAGGCUAUUGGUCGUCGACUUCCCCUCUCGCUGGGAACCAUCCCUCUAGUCCGUGGACUUCCUCACCACAUCAACAUUAUAAUCGAGGUUCCCCUUCGAAGUCUCAACCAUCUCAGACUCAGUCGCGCGUACCGUCUGGAUCGUCCAAAUCUGAGUCCUCUGCACAUCCGCUUCAUCAGUACGCGGCGGCUUUGGAGAGACGGAAGUCCGAGUCCGCGCGUCGUUCACUGUCGCGCCCGAGAAACCUUACCACGGAAUGCCCCCUUGCGGAGAGUGGCUCGGGAAGCAGUGACGAUGAAGGCGGUCUUCGACUCCCAAGAAAGCAUCGAUGAAAGAAUCUAAGUGAAAUCUUUACGGAUUCAAUCAAGGAUGAAGAAGAGGUAGAAAAUGAUCUCCACCUCUCUAACUUAUUGAUUUUGGAUUAGAAUUUGUGCAUGGGGGGGUCUCUCUGCUCAUUCGAGGCUGUUGACUUUCUUUUUAGCUUUUAUCCCUUCAGUUGUUGUUGUUGCCUUAUUUAUUUGUUUCUAUAUUGUUUUAGAGGUGCCUCUCACUACGUAGUUGUUGGGGGUCUUGGGGUUGGAAAAACUUCGUCCAAAACUUACAUACAUAAUGUACUUGCGUUUCUCUGGCAGCUGCAUAUGGUUUCCCAUUUAUAGUACUGUAUCUGUACAGCCACUUACCCACGCUUAGCAUACGUUGCGUGGCAGCCUCAAGUCAGUCUUUCGGUAUUCUCAGAAACGAUUCUG
Molecule: messenger RNA, 3520 nt
Organism: Cantharellus anzutake
Lineage: Eukaryota; Fungi; Basidiomycota; Agaricomycetes; Cantharellales; Hydnaceae
Product: kinase-like domain-containing protein
Exons: 5
Coding region: 113-3106 (997 amino acids)
Biological process (GO): protein phosphorylation; intracellular signal transduction
Cellular component (GO): cytoplasm
Molecular function (GO): ATP binding; protein serine/threonine kinase activity
Source: RefSeq, a predicted model, not a curated record